Messenger RNA from Rhododendron vialii, 1242 nucleotides. RefSeq lists its product as uncharacterized. NCBI's taxonomy places the organism in Eukaryota, Viridiplantae, Streptophyta, Magnoliopsida, Ericales, Ericaceae. The transcript is spliced from 5 exons. The record is from RefSeq and is a predicted model, not a curated record. The coding region runs from base 1 to 1242 and encodes 413 amino acids.
AUGUGCAGACUGUAUAAUGCAAAGAUGGUCGUGAGAGACUCCACUGGCUCAAUGGAACUCUUGGUAAAGGACAUGAAGGCAGAAUUCAUCUUACAAUGUGUCCCUUCAUAUCUGAAGAAAUUAAUGUUAAAGGAUAAUGGGGCGCAAAUGCUCAAAGAUUAUAUUUCUCAGUUUUAUGAAUGUCCAUACGUGUUUAUUAUUCCUGCUCCAAAAUUUGGAUGCGUUGACCAUUGUGCUCCUUUGGUGACUUUUGUGUUAAAAGUUGAUUGGUCAGAAGAGUGUUGGCACAUUUUCAAAGUGGAAGAAGAAAGGGCGAAGCAAAAAGAAUCCGCUGACAAUGAUCCACUAGACAAAGUAUCACUAAACCUACUCUUUCACGAGGGGGUCACCAACGAUGAAAUAAGGGUGAUCCACCCCAUCACGGAUAGGUUUGGCAAUUGGUGGGGAUUAGUUGGCACACGGAAAGUUGACAAUAGUGAUGAAGCAGAGAUUGAAGCUCAACUCGAAGAGGCAACGACGAUGGCAAACCAAAUGGCCCUUCAAGAUUUGCAUGGUGACAAUGAUGAAAGUGCGAAUCAAGAUGACAAUGUAGUGCUGAUGAUCAACCUUAGUGAGGAAAAAGAUUGCUCUGGGUUGAUUGUGGAUGCUGCAAUAGGGGUUUACCCAAACUGGACCGUGGAAUACACUCUAAAAUACAAAAUAAAAAAAGCUGACUCCGAUCUUAGUUCCAAUUUUGAGUCAACUCAGUCUGAGUCUAGUUUUUCGUCCUUUCAAACUACUGAGUCUAGAGUAGCCAAUAUCGUCCCGGUACCAAAGAAGACUGGGGGAAUCGGGGUCUGCAUAGAUUUCCGGGAUCUCAACAAGGCCAGUCCGAAGGAUGACUUUCUGUUGCCACAUGUAGAUGAACUAGUGGACAAUACCGCAGGACAUGCAUUGCUAUCCUUCAUGGAUGGAUUUUAUGGGUAUAAUCAAAUUUUGAUGUCCCCUGAGGAUAGGGAGAAGACCACCUUCACCACACCGUGGGGAACCUACUGCUAUCGAGUGAUGUUGUUUGGGUUGAAGAAUGUUGGAGCUACUUACCAAAGGAUGGCUACAACACUGAUGCACGACAUGAUGCACAAAGAAGUAGAGGUGUACGUCGAUGAUAUGAUAGUUAAAUCGAGGGAAAGAGAAGGACAUUAUGAAGCACUCCGAAAGUUCUUUGAGAGGAUUAGACAAUUUAAGUUACGUCUUAAUCCUUAA